Molecule: messenger RNA, 477 nt
Organism: Hipposideros armiger (great roundleaf bat)
Lineage: Eukaryota; Metazoa; Chordata; Mammalia; Chiroptera; Hipposideridae
Gene: IAPP
Product: islet amyloid polypeptide
Exons: 3
Coding region: 105-371 (88 amino acids)
Cellular component (GO): extracellular region
Molecular function (GO): hormone activity
Source: RefSeq, a predicted model, not a curated record
CUCCAGGGGAUGCUGGCUUGGGGUUCUUCAUGAAGCUUUCUUGCUAUCAAAAGCAUUUUCUUAUAUUGCGGACAUGGAAACAUUAAAAGAAAAUUUGAGAAACAAUGUGCACUUUGAAGCUGUCAGUAGUUCUCAAGCUCUCUGUUGCAUCAAGCCAUCUGAAAGCUACACCUGUUGAAACUCCUCAGGUGGAAACAUGGAAACGCAACACUGCCACAUGUGCAACACAAUUCCUGGCAAAGUUUUUAGUUUGUACCAGCAACAAUUUUGGUGCCACUCUCUCAUCUACCAAUAUGGGACCCAAUACAUAUGGCAAGAGGAAUACAGUUGAGGUUUUAAACAGAGAACCAUUGAAUUACUUACCCCUUUAGAAGGCAAUGUAUAAUACUGCUACAGUUUUUACUGCUUAUGUAUAAAUACUCUAGUGAUUUCCUGUAUAAUUUAAUGUCUUUUUUAUUUCAAGCCUGAAUAGUUGAG